This is a messenger RNA of Lindgomyces ingoldianus, 1851 nucleotides long. RefSeq lists its product as uncharacterized. The transcript has a single exon. Lineage: Eukaryota; Fungi; Ascomycota; Dothideomycetes; Pleosporales; Lindgomycetaceae. The record is from RefSeq and is a predicted model, not a curated record. The coding region runs from base 1 to 1851 and encodes 616 amino acids.
AUGUCUAGCAACCGCACCAAUAGUCUAGCUUCAUCAGGACCUCACACCAACCGUCGAGCGCUCGCAAAAGACUCUCACGUCUCAGUCACUCGGGGAGAAGACUCGAGUCAGCAAAUGCAAAAAAAGCCUACGCCGAUAAUAGACCCGGGCACUGGAAGGAGUUUUAGCUUGGGUUCAAUGCCACCUUCCAUGAGACAUCGAAUCGUCGCUCAAGGAUGUCAACUGCAAUACAACCAGCGAAAGCCUCUAAUACUGCAUGCAGGUGCAGGAAAACACUCUGCUAGACGGCUAAUGCCUGAGGGAGAUCCUCAGGCGCCGCAUCCUGCUAGAUUUUCAGACUAUCUGCAGCACAACCCGAGAAGGCCAUCGAUGCUGGAUAUGGAUGAACCACAGCAGUCCGUUAGACAUCGAAUGCUCGAAGGGGAAUGCCGACUGCCGUAUACUGCGCAACAGAACCAGCAACGGCCAUCGAUGCUUAAAGUAGGUAGACUGCAGCAGUCGGUGAGACGACAAAGACCAGCGAGAAAUCUCAGAAUGCUAAGUUCUCCCGGCUUCCCAGACAGUACGCGAGGAGAUCAGCAAAUGGUUUCACCGUCCAAUGUCGACCAAAGGGAGAGAGGGCAUGCUGCAAGGAAAGCUCCGCCGGCGCACGAGGGCUUAGGCAUGCAGGCAUCAUCUGUUAUGCCACAGCAAAAGCCCGGAAUCGGCUCCUACCGGACCAGUAAGAAAGGAGCCUCACACACGACAGUGGCAAUCAGUACGGCCGGUGGAGGUCCUUAUACCUCAAUUCCCCGUUCUAGUCCUCGCUGGCCACCCGUUCCUAAGGGGGCCACCGGAAGUGCAAGGAUGGUUGGAUCAAGUCCCGUGCAGGAUACCCGACCGCAAGCACUAGAAACCGAGGCCCCACAGAGACGAUUGGCGACUGUCAAGCAAUCACACACAACGUCAAGAGCCAGUAACCUGACGACAAAGGGGGGAGAACACCAAACUGUGGAUGCCCUCGAACAGCAGAUGGGUUGGGGUUGGGGCUGGCCGUUCCCAUUUAGAGGGAGGCGGCCAUUCGGGAGGGGAGGGCACCUGGGUGGGCCCACGGUUGGGGCCACGGGAGGGCUCAACAAUGCUAAGGGGGGGUACAAAUUCAGGUCUAUUCUUGGCAGCAUUUGGAGAAAGGGGGGGAAAGAAGAGAACGAGGAGACGGAGCGGAAAGAAGAGGAUGGGGUGAGGGAAAUGCCCAGAAACCUUUCGAGGUACCGGCUAGGCCAAAUUAACGAAGUGUCGAUGUUGUCACUCGAGUGGGUCGGGAAGUGUAAUGGGGAAGGGUCCACCAUCACAAACAACGUUGAGCAGGAGCGAAGGAUAGAAAGAAAGCGAGGAGAACAGAAUCUACGAGAGGAUUAUAGAGCAGCACGAACUCGUUCCACCUCUCCAUUCCUACGAUCACCAGCAAUCCCGGCGUCAGCACGACUUACAGAACAUUCGUGGCUUGCCUCACAAAUCGACCAAUGGGCACAAAGUCCUCAGCAAUUCCGAAAGGUAGAAGUUGAAGUACCGGAAGGAGUGAAUGUGGAGUAUGCCAGGUAUUCUCUUCAGCAGGUGGGACAGGUAAUGGCCUACGGCCCAAGGACUAGGAGUCCUCAAGGCAACCUAGCUCAAACCUUACACUCCCACAACAGGCGGGAUGCAAUAAAUCACACCCACUGCGAAGAGCCCAGAGAGGAAGGCGCACAGAGGAGAGGGGCAUCCCAAGCCAUGCCAGGGUUUUCGACAAUGGAAAAGUGGGAAGCCGAGGUGGCGCAGCACUCAAGGUAUGGAGUAUCAACACCGAGACCGUCCGGAGUGAGAGAGGUGUGA